AUGGCAUUGAGAAACCCAGCUAGAGAUUACUUGGUCUCUAUGAUCGGUGAACUAGUUGGAACUUUUCUGUUCCUCUUCUUCGCAUUUGCUGCAGCACAAACGGCGAACCAAUCCAACGGAACUAAGUCUCUAACACCCAACGCGACUGAUACAUCAAAACUGUUAUAUAUUGCACUUGGAUUUAGUGCUAGUCUUGCAGCAAACGUUUGGAUUUUUUUUCGUGUCAGUGGGGGGCAGUUUAACCCGGCCGUCACUCUCGCACUCGUGCUUAUUGGGGCAGUGUCUCCUACGAAAGCAUUGAUACUUAUACCUGCUCAACUUGUCGGUGGAAGUUUGGCUGCUGCGGCAGUCAAAGGCAUCAUACCUGGUGACGACAUACUUUUUGCAGUAUCACUUGGACCAGGUGUUACAGAUGUUCAAGGCUUAUUUAUGGAACUCCUUUUAACCUUUAUGCUUGUAUUCACAAUCCUCAUGCUCGUUGCCGAAAAGACAAAGUCUACAUUUGUCGCACCUAUCGGUAUUGGGUUUUCACUUUUCGUCGGCCACCUUGUCGGUAUAUUUUGGACAGGAGCAGGAAUCAAUCCUGCCCGAGCAUUCUCACCAGCCCUUGUUCAAGCUUCAUUCCCAACUUAUCAUUGGAUUUACUGGCUUGGUCCUGCUCUAGGAGCUUCCCUUGCUGCAUUAUUGUACUUGGCACUGAAAGCAAUGAAGUAUGAAUUGGUUGGCGGGGAUGCGGAUAAAGAAAAACGGGAGGAGGGCUUAACCAUGCAGCAAGCAGACCUUAUUAUUGAAACUCUUCGCGGAUUGCCCAGAGCGAUACAAGGAUCCGGAGCUUUAGAUCAAUAUGAAGGUACAUCUAAAGGUCAAUUUUCUCCCACAGAUUUGGAGAGGGGGUUCGACGUCAGAAUCUUGAUGGAUGAUCCGAACAUUCGGAAGAGUCGAUUUGGAUCUCCUGAUUCUACGCAUUCACCAACCUAG
Botrytis sinoallii is the source of this 978-nucleotide messenger RNA. RefSeq lists its product as uncharacterized. Gene Ontology annotation, molecular function: water channel activity. Gene Ontology annotation, cellular component: plasma membrane. NCBI's taxonomy places the organism in Eukaryota, Fungi, Ascomycota, Leotiomycetes, Helotiales, Sclerotiniaceae. The transcript is spliced from 2 exons. The record is from RefSeq and is a predicted model, not a curated record. Bases 1 to 978 code for a protein of 325 amino acids. Gene Ontology annotation, biological process: transmembrane transport.